AUGGCAUCUAAUCAACAGUCUCCAGAGGAACAGACUAUACCUGGUUGGAGUGGGUUCAAUGCCAUCACACACCCCACCAUUCCUGUGAAGACCAAUAUCGGCUAUCACCCAAUGAUCCAUGCAGAGUCUAGCAACUUUAGCACUCUUUACACCCUGAUGAAAAAAGAUAUGCGACACAAUGGGACAGCACGAUUCUGUAAUUACCUUUGAUCUUGCCCUUUACGCAAAAGCUAAGCAGCUACAAAUGAAAUACCCAGAGGAAUUUAAAAACACUGUGAUCAGAAUGGGGGGGUUCCACAUUGCCCUUAACUUUCUCUCUCUGCUUGGAAAGAAGUAUGCACAGUCAGGCUUGGAAGACUUACUGAUUGAGUCAGGGGUUUAUGCAGCUGGUACUACCUCGGUUUUGAUGCUUGGCAAGUCAUAUAACAGAGGUAUUCGUGCCCACAAAUUAACCAUGGAGGCGCUCUUCCGGUUGUUGUGGAAAGCCUUCCUAGACUGGCUGUCACGACAAGCAGUUGGUAUGGAUGACCGAGUCAGACAAAGUGUUGCUGACCAAAGCAGGGAGUGUCGGAAUACAGUGAGACAGGAUUGCUUCGUUAACGAUGCCUGGAAAGCAUUUCAAGGUUGUGUUAAUCCUCUCAUGACACUGUUUGAGUGGUUCAAAUCUGAAGGCAGAGAAAAGUCCAAAGUUUUUAGUUUCUGAGAAGGAUACAUUAAUAUGGUACUGCUGCUUCUGCAGUUUGUUAAAGCUGAACGAACCGGAAACUGGAAACUCCACCUCUCCGCCACAACAGAAAUGGUUCCCCAUUUUUUCUCUAUGGACAGGGUCAACUAUUCCAGAUGGCUUCCAGUCUAUCUCUCUAACAUGCACAUGUUGCAGUUAACUCACCCCGCAGUUCACCAAGAGUUCAUUGCUGGAAACCACAGUGUAAGCCGCUCUAACCAACCAUUUGCGUAAGUUUGGCCGGAUAUGGCCCUGGAACAAUCAAUUAACCUUGAUACCAAGACAAAGGGGGGCAUAGUUGGAAUGAGUACGAACGAAGAUGCUGUAGACCGAUGGUUCUUAACCAUUCACGAGCGAGCAGCCAUGACACAUGCACUAAAGGAGAUGUGUGGUCUAGAAAACUGCGACCGCAUUGGGACAACAAGGAGGCUGAAGCCACAAGAGUGAGCAGAGAUGAGAGAGACGUACAGAAGUUGUUUGAAACCUUCAAGAGUGGUCUCCUCAGUGACCCUUUUCAGAUUCCAGAAGAAAUCUCAGAAGAGGAAAUACCCUUAACCUUAAGUAAUCUUGCCACUGGUGUUGUUCUUCCAGGCGCAGAUGGAAGCAUUCUUCUCAACGCAGAAGAGUUAGGCAGAAAAAGCAUGGAAACCUUUCUAUCAUCGCCAAUCCAGAGAAAUGAAAUAAAUUUCUGGGAUCCAAUCCAGCGGCUGAAGAUUAAAACAUUCAGUUCUGUGGCAAAGAAAGUUGCAGUGAGCAAACAGAAAGAUAAGACUGUAACUGUUAAUGCUGAUUGUGUGCUUUUUGGUCGCCUUCUGGUUGCUGCAAGGAACAGGGAUAUUGAUCUCAAAGAGGUUCUUUCUUAUGAACUUUGCAGUGUACCAGUCGCACUUGUACAUCCUGAUGGCAGCCUCAGGAAGACGACAAAAAGCACCCUAAUGCAUGUCCUUGAAAACAAUGUUACGUGUAGAUCAAGCCUACCUUCAUCACAGCACCCUACAGCAUGUCUAAUUGAUGCGAUGGCUCUUAUUCAGAUGGUUAAAUCAGCAAGGUCUGCGACAUUUAGCCAGUUAUCGCAGAAAUACCAAGACAUUGUCACUAGUAAAUUCCAUCAGAACAGUCACACCAGAGUAGACCUAAUUUUCGACCAAUAUAGGCCUGUCUCAAUUAAGGCAGGGGAACGCAGCAAGAGAGGAGAAUCAAGCUCGUUUGACAUCAACAUCCACAGUGGAUCCACGCCAGUACCAAAGCAGUGGUCAAAAUAUAUCUCAAACCCAAAGAACAAACAAAACUUUGCCGCCUUUCUCUGUGAGUCGUUAACAAAGAACUUACCGGCAUAUUUAGGCCCUCGGCAGAAGGUCGUCCUAGGAGGAGGAUUCAAGGAUGGAUUAAAAGCAGUGUGUCUAACUAGUGGUUCCGCAGUUGUUGAGCCAAAUCUACGUUCGGAUCAUAAAGAGGCAGAUACAAGACUUCUGCUUCAUGCCAAACACGCUGCAGCCACUCAUCCACGCAUUGUGAUACAAUCACCAGACACUGAUGUUACCGUACUUUCAGUAGCACAUUUUUCAGAUUUAAACUGCCAGGAACUGUGGUUAAAAACAGGCGUCAAAGACAGACUGAGAUACCUACCUGUCCAUGAGAUUCAGGCUUCCUUGGGGGAAUCUCUUUGUAGAUGUCUUCCAUCGUUCCAUGCACUGACUGGUUGCGACUCUACAAGUGCCUUCUCUGGAAUAGGGAAGAAGAAGGUGUGGAAGGUACUGCUGACGAAAGAACAGAUGCAACGUGAUCUCUGUACUCUAGGACAGAAUCCUGCCAUACACGAGCCUGCGCAAAAGGCUGCUGAGUCUUUUAUCUGCUCCCUUUACACUUCUGCGAAGAACUUUUCAAAUGUAGACGACGUUAGAUAUUUUCUUUUUUAUCAACGAAAUUUGAAAAGUGAAGACCUGCCACCGACUUCAGAAUGCUUGUCUCAUCAUAUCAAGAGGGCUAACUUCCAAGCCUUUGUUUGGAAUAGAGCUUUGGUUCCACUUCAGAACAUUCCCUCGCCAGACGAACAUGGAUGGAAGCUGGAAAAUGGCAAGCUAUUCCCUGUUCUGAUGACAAGAAGUCCUGCCCCAGAAGGCAUGACGGAGCUAACAACAUGCCACUGCACAACUUCAGAAUGUAAACGUAGUUGUUCCUGUAGGAAAAGUAACCUCCCUUGUACGGAGGCCUGUUUAUGU
Pocillopora meandrina is the source of this 2943-nucleotide messenger RNA. The record is from the annotation of a GenBank genome assembly. NCBI's taxonomy places the organism in Eukaryota, Metazoa, Cnidaria, Anthozoa, Scleractinia, Pocilloporidae.